AUGGAUCCUGCUGCACGAGUACCUGCUCCUGUUGUUGACCCACUCACUGUCGGGAAAGCAUUUUUCACGCAGUACUAUGAAGUUAUGUAUACAAUGCCAGCGAUUCUGCACCAGUUCUACCAAGAGAUCAGUAAGGUUGGGCGUGUUGGAGAAGAUGGAGUCAUGCGUGACUUCUCCACCUUGCAAGGAAUCACUAAGGGGCUUGAGACACUGUCUUAUGGAGGAUUUAAGUCGGCUGAGAUAACAAGUUAUGAUAUCCAAGAGUCUCUCAAUGGGAGUUUCCUCCUUGUGGUUACUGGCUUCUUUCUAAACGAGAUUCAGAGAAGGAAAUUCACCCAAACUUUCUUCCUUGCCCCGCAAGAAACUGGUUACUUUGUUCUUAAUGACAUCUUCAGGUUUGUCAGUGAACCCGAGCCCAUCGAUGGGGAUGGUGGUUUUGGGAAAGACUCUGAGUCACCCAGUCCUUUUAAUGGCAAUAAUGGUUCUGAGCAAGCUGCAUGUGUUUCGGGGAAUCCUGUUUGCAAGAAAGUGUCUAAGCCUAUGAGUAAUGAGAAUGCCUCAGCUGCUAAGGAGAAUGUUCUUGUACCUGAGAUCGGCAAUGAAGAAGCUCCAAAUACUGAGAUAAGUUGCAAAGAAGUUGCAGAAGAUUCGCUGAAAAUUUCUGACAAAUAUGAGACAUAUGAAGAUGCUCCCAAGAAAUCUUAUGCCUCUGUUUUGAAGGUUGCGAAGGAUGGAGUUUUUGCUGGGUCUUCACUGUCUCCAAAGCAGAUACCCAAAACCCAAGAACAGCAAGAGUCUUCAGAUCCUUCCCCAGUGGAGAUACUCAAAGAACAAGGUCAUCAAGCGUCUCUUGAUCCUUAUCCAGUGAUAGAAUCUGAUGCAGUUUCUGAGGUCGUUGAUGCUACUGAAAAUGAGAACAAUCAGGGGUUUGAAGUGGCAGCUGAGGGUAGAUCCAUUUAUGUGAGACAUCUUCCACCGAACGCCACCGUUCAAAUGCUUGAGGCUGAAUUCAAGCAGUUUGGAGCUAUUGGCGAUGGUGGGAUUCAAGUGAUAAACCAAUUUGGCUUUGGUUUUCCUUUUGGUUUUGUUGAGUUCAAAGACGCAGAUGCCGCGCAGAGAGCAAUAGAGGCUUCACCUGUGAGGAUUGGUGGACAGAAAGCUUUCGUGGAGGAGAAGCUAUCUACAGGAAGAGGUAACAACAGAGGAAGUGGAAACGAGUACGGGAACAGAAAUGUGGGAGUAAGAGGAAGAGGAAGAGGAAGUUACGGAUUUGGCAACAAUCACAGGAGGGGAGGAGGUGGAGGAAGGUCUUUUAACCGUAGAGGCAAUGAAUUCGUCGCCAGCCUCGAUACAUACUAA
Microthlaspi erraticum is the source of this 1359-nucleotide messenger RNA. NCBI's taxonomy places the organism in Eukaryota, Viridiplantae, Streptophyta, Magnoliopsida, Brassicales, Brassicaceae. The record is from the annotation of a GenBank genome assembly.